Malaya genurostris is the source of this 5070-nucleotide messenger RNA. RefSeq names its product protein phosphatase 1B (gene alph). The record is from RefSeq and is a predicted model, not a curated record. Lineage: Eukaryota; Metazoa; Arthropoda; Insecta; Diptera; Culicidae. Gene Ontology annotation, molecular function: magnesium ion binding; protein serine/threonine phosphatase activity; manganese ion binding. Gene Ontology annotation, cellular component: cytosol; nucleus. Bases 792 to 1901 code for a protein of 369 amino acids. Gene Ontology annotation, biological process: protein dephosphorylation; negative regulation of stress-activated MAPK cascade. The transcript is spliced from 2 exons.
AACGUCAGCCGCCCAAUCUGUAUUUUGAGGGAUUUUUGCUUCAUCAAGUGGUAACACGGCUCGAUUCGCGCGACAGCAAACAUCAUUUUCGUUUGUUUCCUACGCUGUUGUACGGUAGAUUCGGGACGGAAAAUCAAGUAAAAUCGAUUCAUCUCACUAGAAACAUUGUUUGCAACGCAAAAAUACAGAGUUCCAUGUGUGAUUAGUGUGGUAAUAGUACUUUUAUCUUUUGCGCUGUGACGCCGUGUGCUGCUGUACGGUAAUCGCAAUCGUCAUUACAACAGGGAGGUACAGAGUUGAAACCGAGAGAAAAUACAACUAGAGCUACCAGUAGCAAAAAAUACCUUGGAUUAUUUCAGUACAGCACGGAUGAACUGCUAGAAAGUAAAAGAUUCCGAAGAAAAGACACGAAUCGCAUAGGUUCGGUUUGUGGUUAAGAAUUUCCUCUCGAAAUUGUUUUCUGAGUAUCGUAAAAAAAGGCUUUUGAUCUCGUGGCUUAGUAUCUAUGGACGGAAACGUCUUUUCCAUUUGGAGUAGUGAAUCAAUUGUACAAUCAUCGUGAGAACAUUUGUUGUGGAUUGAAGAAAACAGUUUAUAGAACAAAAACAGAUUACGAUACCGGCUGAUCGUUCCCGAAGGACACGCGAUUCAGUACGCGGAAAGGUGCGAGUUUGAUUGUCUUGGCAUUAGAAGGGCCAUUGACCUGCCGCCACAGCAGGAAGAAAGCAGCAGCUAGCGGCCAAUGUUGAUAUUUGUGUGAGAAGAGCAGACAAUAGUGCAUACGUUACGAGAUGGGUGCGUUUCUAGAGAAACCGAUGACGGCAAAGCACAAUGAACACGGCGAAGGUAACGGUUUGCGUUACGGUGUUGGUUCGAUGCAAGGAUGGCGCUGCGAAAUGGAGGAUGCACACUACUCCAAGACCGGACUCGGUGAAGGAUUGGAAGAUUGGAACUAUUUCGCGGUGUUCGAUGGUCACGCGGGGCACAAGGUUGCCGAUCACUGUGCGAAGAAUUUACUACAAUCGAUCAUUAGGACGCAGGAAUUCAGCAAUAAUGAUAUUACGAAGGGUAUACAUGCUGGUUUUCUGAAGUUGGACGAAACAAUGCGAGACAUUCCAGAACUGGCCUCCGGAGCGGACAAGUCCGGUACAACGGCUGUGUGUGCUUUUAUUUCUGGCCAAAAUGUGUACGUUGCCAAUUGUGGUGAUUCACGAGCUGUUCUGUGUCGCAACGGUGCACCCGUCUUUUCGACACAAGAUCACAAACCGAUCCUGCCGGGAGAGAAGCAGCGAAUUCAGAACGCCGGUGGUUCGGUGAUGAUUCAGAGGGUAAACGGCAGUCUAGCAGUAUCACGGGCACUUGGGGACUACGAUUUUAAGAACUCAAAAGAACUUGGACAAUGUGAGCAGUUGGUUUCUCCGGAGCCGGAAAUCUUUUGUCAGGAUCGAGAUCCAACCGAUGAAUUUUUGGUGCUUGCCUGCGAUGGUGUCUGGGACGUGAUGAGCAAUGCCAAUCUCUGUCAGUUUGUACACAGCCGAAUGCUGAUCUCGGACAACCUAGAGGACAUUGCCAAUCAGGUUAUCGAUACCUGCUUGCAUAAGGGCAGUCGCGACAACAUGAGCAUAAUCAUAAUCGCAUUUCCGGGUGCUCCCGUGCCGAGCGAGGAAGCCAUCAAGACGGAGGAGAAAUUGGAAGCAACGUUACGCAAGAAGAUUGAGGAUAUCGUCACCGAAAUGGGCCAUAACGUGGAGUACGGGUCAUUGUUGAAGCAGCUAAACGAGCAAGACAUUCCGGAACUGCCGCCCGGCGGUGGGCUCGAUGCCAAGUGUUCAUUCGUGUCGAAAGUAUUCAAAGAGCUGUGCCCAAAACUGGCGGACACAUGCGAGGUGGGUAGCUAUUGAGGCAUUGACGCUUCCUGGGAGAAACGCGCGGUUGCCGAAGCGCAACUGGUUAGAUUGCGCCGCGAACAGCUGCCCGGGCAGGCGUCCGAAGAGGAGGGAAGUGAGUUUUUAGCGGAAAUAACAAAAAAACCUAUUCAUGUAUAGGACAGAGAGCCACCGUGUGAACGUGUGCGAGAGCGUAUGACGUAAUGCGAGAUAUAGAGAGGGAAAUGGAAGGAUGUGACUAAAGGUACAUAUUAUAAAAAAAAUAUUACAUGCAUAAUUAUAGUUUUUAGGUUGAUGUUUCGUUCAAUUUUAUUUUGUUUUUGGAAGAGCGACUCAUUAGAAUCACUGUGUAGAAAAAAAAAGUUUACUAGAGCUGAAACCAGAGAUAAGAGAUAACAUAACAACUCGAGAAAAAGGAAUAUAAUAGUUAUCAAAUAUACUAUAAGGUGUAACAUUAUUGCCAAUCUUCUUGGAUGAAAGAAAUGAAACAGUUUGCUAAUGUUUGAUAGGGCCGGUGUUGUUUCUCUUUCGACAUGAAUUGCAGUGAAGCUGAGUAAGCACCAUCUUUAAAUUUAUAAUUCUGUAAAAGCUACACUUUGGAACAAAAAUUUGACUAUUCUUAAAAAAAUUUAUUCAUGUCGAAAAAUAUAACAAUUUACUUUCACAUUUGCUGUAAUUUAGUAAUCUUUCAUCGCACAUUUUUAAGAAAUGAUACUUUUAUUAGAAAAGUCAAGAUACUUUUAUGAGCAGUUGAGGUACGUUAUUUAUAUGCCACUGCGAAGGGUGUACGUUAUUUGGCCGAAUUUUGUUUGACAUAACUUAUGAUUGGCAUAAUUUCAACUGUGCAUAUUUUCUUUAGAUUCGAUUUGUUCAAGGAGUACUUCAAAAGACUGAAAUACAUAACAGCCGAAUACACUUGGAUUACAGGUUUUUCCGAUUUGUGUUGUUCCGUGUGUUUCAAAAUGGUUUGUUUGCACUAGAAUGCAAAUGUCAGGUCUACGGAAAUCUCCGUAGAUCUAUGCAUUCGGAGAUUUUCCAAAGAUAUACGGAUCCGUAGAAAAAUUACAGAAAUAAGUCCACUACGGAAACUACCGACGACCAGGGCUUCUCUUGUAUUUUCGUUCCGUGUUCGGCUUCGCUAAAGUAUUCGCGGCAAAUGUCAAUCUACGAAAAUGACUCUACAUCAGCGAUGUCAGAUCUACGGAAAUCUCCGUAGAUCUACGGAUCCGUAGACAAAAUCUACGGAAAUUGGAUUUCUUCUACGGAAAUUUGAAUUUAUCAACGGAGAACUACGGAAACUAGUUUUGUCUGACGACCAAAAAAAAAAAGGUUUUCAUCAUCGCGAGAAAAAAGGCAAUCUACGGAAAUGACACUACUACUAUCUGGCAUCGCUCCUCUACAUCUAUCUGGCAUCGCUGCUCCCAUCUUGUUAGGCCAUCUUCGUGCUGACGAUUACAAUUUCUCAAAGUGCGAAGAAAUAUUCUUACUUUGAUCAUAAAUCAAAUAAACAUAGAUUUCCCAUUGUACGUACGGAGACACUAACAGCGCUGCUAGUGGGAAGCGGUUGUACUUUUUUCCAUUAGCUACUGUCAUAAAUAAAAUAAAAUUUGAUUCAUGCUACUGUGGUUGUGUUAAAUGCGCAGGCAACUUUAUGCAUGCAUUUUAUGAGCAUUUACGCACCCAUUCUACACCAGACGGCGCUUUUGAUGUCAUGGGUUGCUCACCUACAUUACUAUUACACUGGGAAAUCUAUGUUUAUUUGAUUUAUGCUUUAUGCUUAGCCUGUCGGUCACAGAUUCUUAAUAUUGAUAUCGUUAUUAGACUAGAUUGUAGCUAAAGGUUAAUAAUUGGUGCGGAGAGUAAGAGCGCUUUCUCAGCUUCACCGUAAAAAAAAACACUGCCCUCGAAACGUAGCAAACUUGGCACUGAAAAACGACUGUUCACCAUAUAAACAAUGAAGUAAAAACAAAACAAUAGCCAAAAAUGUCAUCUCGCUUACUGAAGGUCAUUUAGAUUUGGCAACGCUUCUUGAAGGAAAAUAAACUACGUCGCGCUAUUUUUAUUUUUUGGAAAUUCACCACAUUGCGUCUAAAUGAGACCAAAUAGAGAACAAAUCAUCACAUGCGAAACAAAAACAAUUGAUAGCAAACAUUCGCUCACACAUUUAUUUCCCCAAACAGAUUCAAACAAGUUCAUACACAAGAUAGCAAAAAUACCAUCAUAUAUUUCAUGGACGUUGUAGAACAAUUUGAACUUUCAUGUGUAGUUGCGAUUUUAUAGGUUUCAUGAAUGGCGGGAAACUUCAUCGUAAAACGAAACCUUGAAUACUUGUAAUGUAGUAGCAAAAUGUGUGCCGUUGUAGCGAGAAAACUCGGAAAAAUGCGACGUUGAUGAUUGUUCCAUCAUUGGACUUUUGUUUAUUCUUUUCUAUGGAGGAUAAAAAUACCAAACUGAUGAAGACAUGAAAAAUAUCCAUUUUUUAAACAAAAUAAUUGUACUUUAAGCCGAUAAAAAAACAGAUAAGGUAAUGUGAAGAAAGCGUGUUUAGCAUAUGUGUACAUUGUUUAGGAUCAUAUUUUUAACAGAAGUUUAUACGUAGUGAAAUUCCAUCGAUUCUUUCCUAUACACUGAGAAAACAAACUUCAACACAAGCUUUAUUUUAUUUUUGAAGCAAAGUGUUGCUAGUUUCAAUAUCAUUACCAUAUAGUUUAUGUCGAUUUACUUAAAAGCGGAACGCUCACAAACACACUAAUGCACCGGUGAACGAAAAAGGAGGAAUGUAUGAUCAGAAAUAUAUCAUAAACUAUGGUAACUCAAACAAAUUCUGACGGUUGAGGUUGACAGAUAGUAAAAAGAAGAACGCGAUGAAUGCUUGAGAAUAUCUUCGACACUCCAUAACAUAAGUUGAGUUUAUAUCGUAUUAAAUAUAAUAUUCAAUUCGAGAGAACAAUUCAUAAUAUGAUAUUGAGUAUGAACAGAAUAAAACAAAAUGAUAAGCGCCGUGGCCAAGUAAAACAAAUUAAUCUCCAUUAAUUUGAUAGCAGAACGAUUGCGUUUAUGCUGAUAUAUUGAACAAAACCAUUUCCAAUAUCGAAAAAAUAUAUAAGAUCAUGGUAUUUAUUAUUAAACACAAAAAACAUGUAAAUGGACAAGCUGAACAAAUAGAGUUGGUGUUUUAUUAUUA